Molecule: messenger RNA, 102 nt
Organism: Chondrus crispus (carragheen)
Lineage: Eukaryota; Rhodophyta; Florideophyceae; Gigartinales; Gigartinaceae
Exons: 1
Coding region: 1-102 (33 amino acids)
Source: RefSeq, a predicted model, not a curated record
AUGUGUUUGUUUCAUAUGUAUAAAGAACUGUAUUUCAUCAAAGAUUCAUCACGGGACGCUCGCUUGCCACACCAUGUUGCUUUCACACAAGAAGAAUACUAG